UAAUUCAUUGAGUUUGAGUGUAUCUUUUGAUUAGUCUGUAAUCCCAAGGAAAGGGAUUAAAUGAAAGUAACCUGAUCAUGUUAAAUAGUGGCAGGCUAAGGGCAGGUCCAACUUCAUUUUCUGCAUUCUCUCUUCUUAUCCCUUUGUUAGUUAUUAAAUAAAAGAUGAACUGGCAAGGAGAGGAAGGAAAGAGACCCUGAAAGUCUCUGUUCAUGUGUCCUAGGCUUUCCCUCCUCAUAAGAUGCAAUUGCAGUUUAAGAGAGAGAUCUUUAUUUUCUCAAGGCAUGUGAUAUGGCCAUGUCAGGAGGAAACAGGGAUUUUGCUUUUCUUGCCUUCCCAACCCUUCCUAGUUCCUAUCAACCUCUCUAUUCUGCCAUGUAGAAAAAUUUCUAUGUUCUGGUCACCCAUAUAGUCCACCAGCUCAAUCUCUCCCAUGUCUUCUUAGGAAAAUCUCACCCAUCUCUCUCUCUCUCUCUCUCUUCUCACAAAUAAAAACCCAUCUCCGUUUCACGAUUCUCCACCUGGGUUUCCUCCUAUGAGACUGAGAGGCAGAGUUACCCGUAACAGAACACCCAUUUCUCCGUAGCUCUCUCUCUCUCCUAUAUCACAAUUCUUCUCCUAGGUCUUCCUUCUCUAUGAGAGAAAUGGCUUCUUGUUAACGUAAACCCAUUUCUCCAAACAUUCAGAUCCUCGCCCCCAACCCCCCAACUCUCUCUUCAUUAAAAUCCAUCUCUGUUUCACAAUUCUGCUCCGGGGGUUUCCUCCACAAUGAGAGACAUAGCUUCUUGCUUUAGCGAAUACGCAAUAAACGCAUCUGAUCCUUCUUGUUCUAGUUAUUCCAGCAACAUCAAUGCUUGCAUCUCCCAAAAUCUAAUCCCUUCCGUCCAAAAUUCAGUCACCUCCCUCUACAAUCUUAUCCUUUCCACCCAAAAACAGUUCUCCAUCACCGUAACAUGGACCAAAACCCAUCUGGGUCAAGGCCUCACCAUCAACUUCGGCGACGACCCAUCAUCCCCAAUUUUCAAGCUCUACUCCAAUUCUCGCCUCUUCCGGAAGAAGAAAGGCUCCAAAUCCUUCGAAUCCGACAAUUCGAAGAUCGAAGUCUUCUGGGAUCUCUCCGCCGCUAAAUAUAAUGCCGGCCCCGAACCCGUCAACGGGUUUUACCUAAUCGUCUUCAUCGACUCAGAGCUCGGUCUCGUCCUCGGCGACUUGGCCGGAGAAGCCGCUGCGAAGAAGCGCAAAACCGGCGCUCCGGCGGCGAAACUCUCGCUCGUCUCGCGCCGGGAACACUUCUCCGGCAGCUCGUUUUACUCGACCAGGGCUCGAUUCUGCGACGCCGGAAACGCGCACGAGAUUCUAAUCAGGUGCAAGGGGGAAGACGAAGGGCUGAAGCACCCUGUUCUCUCUGUUUGUAUCGACAAGAAAAAUGUGAUCUGCGUGAAGAGGCUGCAGUGGAAUUUUCGCGGAAACCAAACAAUUUUUGUGGACGGGUUGCUGGUUGAUCUGAUGUGGGAUGUUCAUGAUUGGUUCUUCAACCCGGCGCCGGGGUACGCGGUGUUCAUGUUCAGGACGAGGAGUGGACUGGACAGCAGGUUGUGGUUGGAAGAGAAGAAGGUGCAGAAAGAGCAAGAGAGAGUUGAGUUCUCUUUGUUGAUUUAUGCCUGUAAGAGCCCAUGAAGAAAUUGAACUGACUUAUUAUGAACAAUAAUCCCCAAUUAAUGUUUGUUUUCUGCUCAA
Messenger RNA from Malania oleifera, 1737 nucleotides. RefSeq lists its product as uncharacterized. NCBI's taxonomy places the organism in Eukaryota, Viridiplantae, Streptophyta, Magnoliopsida, Santalales, Ximeniaceae. Bases 769 to 1677 code for a protein of 302 amino acids. The record is from RefSeq and is a predicted model, not a curated record. The transcript has a single exon.